UUCCUUGUGGAGGGAUUUUCUGUUCUCAUUACCUUUUAGUGGUCCACAUGAAUUUUUUCAAAUGCAAAGAUUAUCCUUAGUCAAACCACCUACUAUUUAAUUACAAAAUGCUGAUGGCCGCUGCAUCUGAGAGGCAAGAAAAUGCAGAAAAAGUAACUGAAAGAGAAUUUGCAAGUGAACAUGGCUUCCUAUGAAGUCCAGUGUUGCAUUUACAGCCAUGGCUUGGGAAAUUCCCACCAACUUCUGCAGAAUUCCCACUAGAGAGCCCAGAUUUAUCAACCACUGCCAGGGAAAGGGAAAAGGAGCUUCGGGUGGGGGGUGUGGUGGGGGAACUGACAGAGGAUUCGUUGCCCCAGGCCCUGCCUUCAGUUUCAAAGGGUCUCCAGUAGCCUCAAGGAGUUUCAUAAAAUUGAUCCUCUUCAGUUCUCCUAUAUCCUUCCCUCAGAAUCACCCAUUAAGACUCUCUGAGCCUCAGAGUCUCAUUCAGAGAGUCUUUGGGACACUCAGUAUUUAAUCAGUUUAAAACUUCCUCCCCCUUUGAGAGGAUCCUUCUCAAAUUCCCAAACAGAAGUCUCUAGGGGUGUCAUUUUCUGGGGUGGGUGAGAGAGGGAUCUGAAUCAGUACUGGGCUGUGAACACUGAAAUAUUUUGCCCCAGACUUACAUUAGAUGGGCAAAAGAAGGAGGGUAGUUUUAACUCUGCUGUUUUCUCCCAGCGAUGUGGGGAGUGCCAUUAGUUGUUGAGAGGGGGCCUUGUCAAGGAGGGAAACCUGUGCUACAGGAAAGGGCAGUCCCUCUGCAACAAAAUCAGAAAGCCUUUGGCAAAGGCAAUCAAUCAGGCCAUAAGCAGCGAUUUACCCCCUUUCUUUCCGGGGCUGGAGGUGGGCUGGGAGCCCUCCAAGGGUGCCGGGCAACUUGUAGAGCGAGGAAUAUGCCCUCCCCCGCCGCUGUCGCCCGCGCCGCUUUUGUCUCGGCUCCCAGCCGGGCUUCAGAGGCUUUGUACCAUGGAUUUGGGAGUGACAAUGGGCAUUUCCUUCAGAUUCAAGGCUGCCCAGCUCUUACCUCUGAAGUCAAGGGGGAAAAAUUGCAAAGGGAGUGGCCCUAGGACCUGGCCACUGGGAUUUUUCAGACAUCUUGGGAAUCCACUUGGAGGCCUCCAGGGCGCAGGAGUGCAGCGGUCCUGAGGGUGGAGAGGAAGGGCCCGGCCGGCGGGGUGGCAGCCGUGCUGUAGCAUUGGGGUUCUCGCCUCUGUGACGUGUUCUCUUCCAGGGCCGCCCAGCAGCCCGGAGAAGACGAGGCCCCCAGGCCACUGCCUGCGCCAGCCGCGCGCCCUCGACCGCCCACCGGCCCUGCAGGGCAGACGGCCGCCUCCGCCGCGCCCCGCCGGCCCUGCCCGAGAGCCAAGCUCCUGGUCCCCUUGGGCUGCCGCGAGUGCCCAGUCUCACGUCGAGGGUGUGUGGCUGCGCGGGCGUGUGUGAGUGUGCGGGGGGAGGGGGCCCUCCGAGCUGCUCCAUCCGUCCGUUUUAUUAGGGACACAUUAAUCUAUAAUCAAAUACACCUCAUAAAAUUUUUAUUGAAAGGCAUAAUAUCAUUACAGAGGUCUUCCACCUGUUUUAAACAACACGCCAAGCUGUGAGAGAGCGCGUGCCAGGGGAUGUGUGGGGAGGGGCGGUUUCGGGAUGGGAGCGGGCGAGGGGACCAGAGCUGCCCGUGGGCGCCAGGGGCCGCCCCCACGCCGCCCGCCCGCCCGCCCGCCCGCCCGCCUCGGGUGGCCCGUCCCGCGCGCGCCUGCGGCUGCCGGCUCCCAGCGGCGUCCGAUGCGCCGAGCUGGGAGCCCGCGCGGGGCCGAGACUGCAGGACCAGGGAGCCAGCAGGAGACGAACAAAUAGUCCCAGCGCCUCCUCGGCUGCCGCGGGCCUGCGGUCCCAGCCGCUGCCGGGCGGGGCGGGGCGGGCCGGGCCGGGCCGGGCCGCGCGGGCUCCCGGCCUGGGCCUGCGGCUCUAAUUGCGGCGCUUGUGUUGAUGAUUUUUUUUUUAAUCGCAGCAGCCCCCAGUUUAGCGGACUGAUUUACUCCCGGUAUUGGUAAAUAUGAUCACGUGGGCCGCGCGACCAAUGGUGGAGGCUGCAGCCUGCGAACUAGUCGGCGGCUCGGGCGCCGGCGGGGAGCGGCGCGGCGGCGGGCAGUGUAACCUUGGGUGGGAGCGCGCGGCGCCUCAAAAUGUCCUCCAGUGGCACCCUCAGCAACUACUACGUGGACUCGCUCAUAGGCCAUGAGGGCGACGAGGUCUUCGCCGCGCGCUUCGGGCCUCCGGGGCCGGGCGCGCAGGGCCGGCCUGCAGGUGUGGCCGAUGGCUCGGCCACCGCCGCCGCCGAGUUCACCUCGUGUAGUUUUGCCCCCAAAUCGGCCGUGUUCUCCGCCUCGUGGUCCGCGGUGCCCGCCCAGCCCCCGGCGGCGGCGGCGAUGAGCGGCCUCUACCACCCGUACGUGCCCCCGCCGCCCCUGGCCGCCGCCGCCUCCGAGCCCGGCCGCUACGUGCGCUCCUGGAUGGAGCCGCUGCCCGGCUUCCCCGGGGGCGCGAGCGGCGGCGGCGGCGGCGGAGGAGGUGGAGGAGGAGGCGGCGGCCCGGGCCCCGGUCCCAGCCCUGGCCCCGGAGGCCCAGCCAACGGGCGCCACUACGGGAUUAAGCCUGAAACCGGAGCGGCCCCGGCCCCCGCCGCAGCCUCCACCUCCACCUCCUCUUCUACUUCCUCGUCCUCCUCCUCCAAACGGACUGAGUGUUCUGCGGCCCGAGAGUCCCAGGGGAGCGGCGGCACCGAGUUCUCGUGCACCUCGUUCCUGCGGGACAAGGCAGCCGCGGCGGCAGGGGGAACCGGGCCCGGGGCGGGGAUUCGGGCCGGGCCUGGAGCAGGCGGCUCUUCGGAGCCCUCGGCUUGCAGCGAUCACCCGAGCCCAGGCUGCCCGCUGAAGGAGGAGGAGAAGCAGCAUCCGCAGGCUCCGCAGCAGCAACUUGACCCAAACAACCCCGCGGCGAACUGGAUCCACGCUCGCUCCACCCGGAAAAAGCGCUGUCCCUACACCAAAUACCAGACGCUUGAGCUGGAGAAGGAAUUUCUCUUCAACAUGUACCUCACCCGGGACCGGCGCUACGAGGUGGCCAGGAUUUUGAACCUCACAGAGAGACAGGUCAAAAUAUGGUUCCAGAACCGUAGGAUGAAAAUGAAAAAGAUGAGCAAGGAGAAAUGCCCGAAAGGAGAUUGACCCAGCGCAGUACCCGCAGGAGCGCCCAGAGGCAGCGGGGAUUUUUCUUUGUGGGUGCUUGAUUUCCAGAAACUCUCCAGCGACUCAGACUUUGUUUUUCUUUAUUAGGUAGAAGUGACUGUGUGGUUGGUCUCUGUGAGGUAUUUGGGGGACUCUGUAUUUGCUCGCUUAUGUGUUGAAGAAACCAAGUGACUUCGGGGUUCGCCUGUCCCACGCCCUUUCCUGCUCCGUGGAUUCCUUAGGAAAUGCUAUAUUUUGUGAGUGCACGCUGGCUUAAGGAGCCCUCUCCUGUGUAAAUGUCUCCCAUGUUUCCAAAAUGUGCUGUAGCUUAGUCCCCCAGCCCUCAGCGCUGCCCCAACAGGGCCAGGCGGAACCCCAAUUCUGGGAUUCUGAAUGCAGAGGGACAUUGUGGACGCCUCUGCUGCUUGUCCAGGUGGAAGCCCAGCCCGGUGGGCCACGGGUUUCAAAAGCCCCCUUUCCUCAGGGAUCCCGCAGGCCUUCCACUGAGACCACGAAUGAGGCCUAGGAGGAGCCCAGGGCCUCGGGUGGGUGGUGGUUUGUCCUGAGUGCUUUGGAGGAGCUGCUUUCUCCCCCCCCCCCCCCGGGAGGGCUGGGAUCCUGUGGGCAGCCUGGUGCUGGCCUUCCCGGUACCUGCCCAAGGACCAGUUGUAAAUGUUACCGCUUCCUACCAAUAAAUGCUGAUCUGAUCAAAUGGA
This is a messenger RNA of Cavia porcellus (domestic guinea pig), 3973 nucleotides long. RefSeq names its product homeobox D9 (gene Hoxd9). Gene Ontology annotation, cellular component: nucleus. Gene Ontology annotation, molecular function: RNA polymerase II cis-regulatory region sequence-specific DNA binding; DNA-binding transcription factor activity, RNA polymerase II-specific. Lineage: Eukaryota; Metazoa; Chordata; Mammalia; Rodentia; Caviidae. The record is from RefSeq and is a predicted model, not a curated record. The coding region runs from base 2217 to 3257 and encodes 346 amino acids. Gene Ontology annotation, biological process: regulation of transcription by RNA polymerase II; DNA-templated transcription; proximal/distal pattern formation. The transcript is spliced from 2 exons.